AUGGAGUCAUUGAAGUAUCCGUCCCCUGAGACUAUUAAAAGAACUUGUAAGAAGAAGAGGCUAAUACCAACACCUAAUUCGUGCUUCUUAGAUGUAAAGUGUGGAGUUUGUGAGAAGAAGACUAUUAUUUUCUCUCAUUCACAGUUAGCCAUCUCAUGCAAGAACUGUAACACAGUACUUGCUAAGCCGACUGGUGGGAAGGCUAGACUAACCGCUGGUUGUCGUUUUAAAGUCAAGGCGGCUUACUAA
Nematocida homosporus is the source of this 249-nucleotide messenger RNA. RefSeq names its product small subunit ribosomal protein S27e. The record is from RefSeq and is a predicted model, not a curated record. Gene Ontology annotation, biological process: translation; ribosomal small subunit assembly. The transcript has a single exon. Gene Ontology annotation, molecular function: RNA binding; structural constituent of ribosome. Gene Ontology annotation, cellular component: cytosolic small ribosomal subunit; ribosome. NCBI's taxonomy places the organism in Eukaryota, Fungi, Microsporidia. Bases 1 to 249 code for a protein of 82 amino acids.